AUUGCAGUUGUCUGAUCCAGGCUCAUUUGUUCACCACACUGCCAGCAUGCUCCUUGCCUGGGCCUGCAGUGUACUGCUCCUGGGGUGUGUUGUUGGAUCACCCCUCUACCACAGUGACACAAAGAACAGUACAAGUGAUAAUGGGGCACCUCCCCUUCCAGUGAACUCAGAGGCCAACUCCUCCAACACUACUGUUGACUGUGAAGGCCCCUUCUGUGGUUCUGCCCAGAACUACACUGAGUCAGGAAAUGCUACAUUAAGCUCCAGUGGAAAAAGGAUGUUUCUCCUGCUUCCUCCCCCUGUGAUCUUCAGGAUGUCAGGGACUCGAAAAGCAGGCUGCAUUUUACCUACAUGUGCUGUGCACCACCUGUCUGAGAAGCUCCAGGCUGGAGAUGAGUCAGCUGGAGAUACCCAUGACCCUUAUGGGGUAGGAAAGAGAUGAGGGCCAAAAAGGAGGAGGAUCCUUCUAACACAUUUCUUCUGGAAAGAAAAAUCAUUAAUAAUUUCAGGGCUGCAACAUUUUGGCAUUUGUAAUUUUGAUGAUGUAACAUAAGCCACCCAAGUAAGAUUUAAAGUUAUUCAUACUGGACAGUGCUGUUGAAAUGACCUUCAUCGUGUAUCAACUGCUCUUUUUUUCUUAAAUAAAAUUAUCUUCAAUUUUG
Colossoma macropomum (tambaqui) is the source of this 662-nucleotide messenger RNA. RefSeq lists its product as uncharacterized. Bases 47 to 442 code for a protein of 131 amino acids. The record is from RefSeq and is a predicted model, not a curated record. The transcript has 6 exons. Lineage: Eukaryota; Metazoa; Chordata; Actinopteri; Characiformes; Serrasalmidae.